Siniperca chuatsi (mandarin fish) is the source of this 1936-nucleotide messenger RNA. It is a transcript of the gene ctsba, whose product is annotated as cathepsin Ba. Gene Ontology annotation, biological process: regulation of catalytic activity. The transcript has 10 exons. Lineage: Eukaryota; Metazoa; Chordata; Actinopteri; Centrarchiformes; Sinipercidae. Gene Ontology annotation, molecular function: cysteine-type endopeptidase activity. The coding region runs from base 270 to 1223 and encodes 317 amino acids. Gene Ontology annotation, cellular component: lysosome. The record is from RefSeq and is a predicted model, not a curated record.
AGAAAACAUCACUGAUCUUACGAACCAAGACGCGCACGGUCCGGAACAACAAAGGAAGAGUGGUGGUGUGGUGACUUUUGGCUUCGUUACCGAGAUCACAUGAGCUGCAUUCAUGUGACCGGUUCACGUGGUUCCAGGAAUAAAUAACAGGAGGACCGUUUCACAACCACAUACUUUACUCAUCAGUGAAGGUCCGUUGGAGAGGGGGCAUCUGGAGCUGAAGAUUUACUCACGUACACGCCAACAGCUGACAUACGACCUACAACAAAAUGUGGCGCGCAGCCUUCCUGUUAUUGGCUGCCAGUUUGUCGGUGAUCCUGGCCAGACCCCGCCUCCAACCACUGUCCAGCGAGAUGGUCAACUACAUCAAUAAGUUCAACACUACCUGGAAGGCUGGUCACAACUUCCAUAAUGUCGACUACAGUUAUGUCCAGAGACUGUGUGGUACGAUGCUGAAGGGACCUAAACUGCCAGUCAUGGUUCAGUAUGCUGGAGACCUGAAGCUGCCUAAACAGUUUGACUCCAGAGAGCAGUGGCCCAACUGUCCCACUCUGAAGGAGAUCAGAGACCAGGGCUCCUGUGGAUCCUGCUGGGCAUUUGGCGCUGCAGAGGCCAUCUCCGACCGUGUGUGUAUCCACAGCAAUGCCAAGGUCAGCGUGGAGAUCUCCUCAGAGGAUCUGCUGACCUGCUGCGACAGCUGUGGCAUGGGAUGUAAUGGUGGCUACCCUUCAGCCGCCUGGGACUUCUGGACCAAAGAGGGACUGGUCUCUGGAGGCCUCUAUGAUUCCCAUGUUGGUUGUCGUCCCUACACCAUCCCCCCCUGCGAGCACCAUGUGAAUGGCAGCAGACCCUCCUGUACUGGGGAGGGUGGAGAAACACCUCAGUGCAUCUACAAGUGUGAAACUGGAUACACCCCCAGCUACAAACAAGACAAGCACUUUGGUAAAACAUCUUACAGCGUGCUGUCAGAUGUGGAGCAGAUUCAAAGUGAGAUAUACAAGAAUGGCCCAGUAGAGGGAGCCUUUACCGUCUAUGAAGACUUUCUGCUGUACAAGACGGGUGUGUAUCAGCAUGUGUAUGGGUCUGCUGUGGGCGGCCAUGCCAUCAAGAUCCUAGGCUGGGGGGAGGAGGAUGGUGUUCCCUACUGGCUCUGUGCCAACUCCUGGAACACUGACUGGGGUGAUAACGGUGUUGAGCUGCAGUGUCCAUUAUAUAAUCACUAGAGGGCAAUACCUCUGCUUGCCUGCUCUGGAGCUCUGACCAUGUCUAACUGCUUUUAGUCCUUAUAGUUAAAGCCCAUUGAUGACCUGCGCACACACAGCAUGUGGUUUUCUUUUGACAACAGACAGGGGAAAAACUUGAGAGCAACCUUCACUUCAUUUAGGUGGAUUAGCAGAUGGAAUAUGACAAACUAUGUGCCUCAGCACAAAUCACUAUUGUUGCAUUUAGGGUGUCUCUUGUGAAUGAGCUGCUGUGAGGUCAUGUUCCUUCACCUCUUAAAGCAAAAGUCAAUCAAAAGGUUGCACAGGAGGAAAAUGGGUUUUUAAGAUGCAUAGGUGCAUUUUAAUUUUAUCUCAGGUGAUUUGAUGCAAACUUGUCCCUGUUGUAGAAUUGAAUUUGUUCCCCCUGUUGCCUUUUUUUUUCUUUUUUUUUUUUCUCUGCACUGGUGAAAAGUGUCAUUCUUUCAAAAGAUGGCAAAUAUUCUGCCUAAUGCAGCAGAGGAGGUGAAUUUGUUUUAAUGUCUAAUUUUUAAUUAAUGAUCACAGCUCUUGUAUUUUUAUUUUAUUUUUUAAUCAAGCAUUAUUUCUCAGUGCCACAAAUGCCAGUCCCAUGAUGUUAUGAUGUAAUCAUUGUAAUUGAUGCCUGUUAGUGUUUUUAAACUUAGAGUAUGAGAUGAGCAGUUUGUUUUUUAUAAAUAAAACAAUUUGGUUCCCGA